Bipolaris sorokiniana ND90Pr is the source of this 345-nucleotide messenger RNA. RefSeq lists its product as uncharacterized. Gene Ontology annotation, biological process: tRNA processing; nuclear-transcribed mRNA catabolic process, RNase MRP-dependent; intronic box C/D snoRNA processing. The annotation marks the transcript as partial. Lineage: Eukaryota; Fungi; Ascomycota; Dothideomycetes; Pleosporales; Pleosporaceae. The record is from RefSeq and is a predicted model, not a curated record. The transcript is spliced from 3 exons. Gene Ontology annotation, molecular function: ribonuclease MRP activity. Gene Ontology annotation, cellular component: ribonuclease MRP complex; nucleolar ribonuclease P complex; cytosol.
AUGGCGCCCACUGCAAAACAAAACACCAAGCCCGUCUUCAAAACGGCGUCACCUUUUACAGAGACUCAAUGGCCAGAGCUAUCGCACGACGAUGAGCUGGUCGUCCUCGAAAUGCUGUCCAACCUCAUCGCGCCGCUAGGCGACCACCGCAGAACCCACAUGCACCCAUCCAAAGGCAAGAAGCGAAAGCGCGCUACCACCAAACCGGAUCAAGAUGACUCCACCACCGAGACCCCACCGCCUCCACCACCCAUAGGCAACCACCUACUCAUUGGCCUCAACAGCGUCACCCGGCAUCUCGAGGCCCUAGCAGCAAAGACGGCACCCUCGACGACACUCGUCGCU